AUGGAUGUCAUAUUAACAACUGACAAUAUCAAUGAGCCUACAAAAUUCGAACAUUUUCCACCUGAAAUUUUUUAUCUUAUUUUUGAUUAUUUAAAUGGUGAUGAUAUUCUUAAAUCAUUUUUAUAUCUUAAUAUACGUUUUAAUAGUUUGAUUAAAAACCUUCGUCUAAAUACAAUUGAAAUUUCAACAUGGACACGACGUGAAAUAAUAAAUUUUUUUAAAAAUUUUCUAAAUUAUAUAUCAACAUAUAGUCUUUCAUUAAAAUUAACAAAUAAAAUUUUACAAGAUGAUUCUUGUUCAGCAAAUAUUGAAUUUAUAUUUUCAUCAUUACUUGAUUUUAAUCAAUUAAAAUAUCUUAUAAAAAAUUUACAACAAUUAAUAUUAAUACGUCCAAUUAUUGAUACAACAAUUUGUUUACCUGAUAUUAUUCUACAAUCAUUUAUUAUUUAUUCAUUAAAUGAUAAAAUUAUUUUAAAAAAAAAUAUUUCACAUAAUAAUAUUAAUUGUAUUAUGAUAUGUAGUAAUGAUAUAAUGAGAUCAUUAUUAGUUGAUAAUGGUGGUAUUUAUAAUCAAAUAUU
Molecule: messenger RNA, 578 nt
Organism: Rotaria sordida
Lineage: Eukaryota; Metazoa; Rotifera; Eurotatoria; Philodinida; Philodinidae
Source: the annotation of a GenBank genome assembly